CAACGCCGCCGGUCGGGUCGCACGAGCCCCGGCCGAGAGCAGCCCGCCGCCGCCGCCGCCGCCCGCUCGGCCCCUCCGCGCCCGCCCGCCGUCCGCGCCCCGCACCGUCCCGGAGCCCCGGCCAUGCCGUCCUUCCAGUACCCCGACGUGUCCCGCGACGAGACGCAGGUACAAGAUUAUCAUGGGCAUAAAAUUUGUGACCCUUAUGCUUGGCUCGAAGACCCCGACAGCGAGGAGACAAAGGCUUUCGUGGAGGCCCAGAACAAGAUCACGGUGCCAUUUCUCGAGCAGUGCCCUAUCAGAGGUUUAUAUAAGGAGCGAAUGACUGAACUGUAUGACUACCCCAAGUAUAGCUGCCACUUCAAGAAAGGCAAACGGUAUUUCUAUUUUUACAAUACAGGUUUGCAGAAUCAACGUGUAUUGUAUGUACAGGAUUCCUUAGAGGGCGAAGCCCGAGUGUUCCUCGACCCCAACACGCUCUCUGAUGACGGCACCGUGGCGCUGCGAGGCUAUGCGUUCAGUGAAGAUGGCGAAUAUUUUGCCUAUGGACUGAGUGCCAGCGGCUCAGACUGGGUGACGAUCAAGUUCAUGAAAGUUGAUGGUGCCAAAGAGCUUCCAGAUGUGCUGGAAAGAGUCAAGUUCAGCUGCAUGGCCUGGACGCAUGAUGGGAAGGGAAUGUUCUACAACUCAUACCCUCAACAGGAUGGGAAAAGUGACGGCACAGAGACAUCCACCAAUCUCCACCAGAAGCUCUGCUACCACGUGCUGGGGACUGAUCAGUCAGAGGAUGUUCUGUGUGCUGAGUUUCCCGAUGAGCCUAAGUGGAUGGGCGGCGCCGAGUUAUCCGACGAUGGUCGCUACGUCUUACUAUCGAUAAGGGAGGGGUGUGACCCAGUAAACCGACUCUGGUACUGUGACCUACAGCAGGAAUCCAAUGGUAUUACUGGAAUCCUCAAGUGGGUGAAACUAAUCGACAACUUUGAAGGAGAAUAUGACUACGUGACCAACGAGGGCCCCGUGUUCACGUUCAAGACCAACCGCCAUUCUCCCAACUACCGCCUCAUCAACAUCGACUUCACGGACCCCGAGGAGGCCAAGUGGAAGGUGCUGGUCCCCGAGCACGAGAAAGACGUCUUAGAAUGGGUGGCUUGCGUCAGGUCGAGCUUCCUGGUGUUAUGCUACCUCCACGACGUGAAGAACAUCCUGCAGCUCCACGACCUGGCCACUGGCGCCCUCCUCAAGACCUUCCCACUCGAGGUCGGCAGCGUCGUGGGCUACAGUGGUCAAAAGAAGGACACCGAGAUCUUCUAUCAGUUUACUUCCUUUUUAUCUCCAGGUAUCAUCUAUCACUGUGAUCUUACCAAAGAGGAGCUGGAGCCAAGGGUCUUCCGAGAGGUGACCGUGAAGGGAAUUGAUGCUUCCGAUUACCAGACAGUCCAGGUCUUCUACCCUAGCAAGGAUGGUACAAAGAUUCCCAUGUUCGUUGUACACAAGAAGGGCAUCAAAUUGGAUGGCUCUCACCCUGCUUUCUUAUACGGCUACGGUGGCUUCAACAUAUCUAUCACGCCCAACUACAGCGUGUCCAGACUGAUCUUCGUGAGACACAUGGGUGGCAUCCUUGCAGUGGCCAACAUCAGAGGGGGUGGUGAAUACGGAGAGACCUGGCAUAAAGGUGGUAUCUUGGACAAAAAACAAAACUGCUUUGAUGACUUCCAGCAUGCUGCCGAGUAUCUCAUCAAGGAGGGUUACACGUCUCCCAAAAGGCUGACUAUCAAUGGAGGCUCAAAUGGAGGCCUCUUAGUGGCUGCAUGUGCAAAUCAGCGUCCUGACCUCUUUGGCUGUGUUAUUGCCCAAGUCGGAGUGAUGGACAUGCUGAAGUUCCACAGAUACACCAUCGGUCACGCCUGGACCACAGAUUAUGGGUGCUCAGACAACAAACAACAUUUUGAAUGGCUCAUCAAAUACUCCCCACUGCAUAACGUGAAGUUACCAGAGGCAGACGACAUCCAGUACCCGUCCAUGCUUCUCCUCACCGCGGACCAUGAUGACCGGGUGGUCCCCCUCCACUCCCUCAAGUUCAUUGCCACCCUUCAGUACAUUGUGGGCCACAGCCAGAAGCAAAGCAACCCCCUGCUUAUCCAUGUGGACACCAAGGCCGGCCACGGGGCCGGGAAGCCCACAGCCAAGGUGAUAGAAGAAGUCUCAGAUAUGUUUGCAUUCAUUGCACGGUGCCUGAACAUCGACUGGAUUCAGUAAAUAGAUCGCCCACUACCCCCCUGACAGCCACAGAAACCUCAAGGGCUUCCCCACCGUCAAAACAGAGAAACCACUGGGUAUAACGCUUCCCAAACGAACACCGAUCCUGCCCUCGCGGGCUGCAGUUGAACAGAACUGCUGCGCCGAUUUUAUCUUUUUUAGGCUUCUUUUUAGCAAGCCCUUGGUGUUCCUUUUCCAUCCUGUGCAGGCACAUAUUUAAAAAAAAAAAAAGGCAUGUUUGGAUAAAUAGCUGAAUGGCAGCCAACACAUUGUGAAUAUUAGAUUGCGGGUUUAAGAGUCAUAGGCAUACAGAGCAACUCAAUGAAAUUUGCUUCUAUAACCUCACCAAUAUAUCUUUAAACAAAUAUGAGAACUGUUCUCGUGAAAAAGACCUCUUUGCAACAUGAAAUAAAUGCUAUUUAAGAACGGGA
Manis javanica (Malayan pangolin) is the source of this 2687-nucleotide messenger RNA. RefSeq names its product prolyl endopeptidase (gene PREP). Gene Ontology annotation, molecular function: oligopeptidase activity; serine-type endopeptidase activity. The record is from RefSeq and is a predicted model, not a curated record. NCBI's taxonomy places the organism in Eukaryota, Metazoa, Chordata, Mammalia, Pholidota, Manidae. Gene Ontology annotation, biological process: proteolysis. Gene Ontology annotation, cellular component: cytosol.